This is a messenger RNA of Aphidius gifuensis, 2689 nucleotides long. RefSeq names its product apoptosis-inducing factor 1, mitochondrial (gene AIF). Gene Ontology annotation, molecular function: protein dimerization activity; FAD binding; NAD(P)H oxidase H2O2-forming activity. Bases 135 to 2201 code for a protein of 688 amino acids. NCBI's taxonomy places the organism in Eukaryota, Metazoa, Arthropoda, Insecta, Hymenoptera, Braconidae. Gene Ontology annotation, cellular component: mitochondrion; cytoplasm. The record is from RefSeq and is a predicted model, not a curated record. The transcript is spliced from 4 exons. Gene Ontology annotation, biological process: apoptotic process; mitochondrial respiratory chain complex assembly.
GCUGAUACAAAUUCCUAGUGGUACGCAGUGGUUAUCUGGGAUAUAGUUUAUGUAUUUUUUCAUUCAUUUUUUUGUGAUAUUUAAUUUACCUUAAAAAUAAUAAAAAUCAUAGAGUUAAAUAAAAGUUAUAAAAAAUGUUGAAUUGUCAUCGAGUUUUAAGCCGAUUGUCGAAGAUAACGAGACAAGUCAAUGCUGGUUACAUUGAUCAACAGUCAGAAAAAUUCAUUGGGAGAAUCUGUACAAGAAAUGCGAGUGAUAAAAAAACUGUAAAAUCUGAUUUAAAACCAGCAUCAGGAACAACACUCAAAGCUGAAGAUUGUAUACCUCCAAAAUAUGAAAAAAUUUCAUCAAUUGAAGAACCAAGUUCAACAACAGCAUGUGAUAUUCCAACAGCACAAUAUAAUUCUUGUCCACCAGAUUGUGAAAUAAAUUGUGGUAAAAUUCCACCAAAUGGACCAAAAGAUGAUACAAUAUUUGAAAAUUAUUGGAAACAUAUACUAGCAGCACUUGCUUUAACUGGUGUUGGUUUUUAUGCAUUAACACGUGAUGAUAAAAAUAAAAAAACUACUGAAUCAUCUGAUAAAUCAGUUAAACAAAAAAGUAUAAUAAAAAAUGAAUCAUAUAAAAAAAAACAAGGUGAAAAAAUACGUUAUCCAAUAACUUCAUUAUCAAUACCACCAGAAAUACCAUAUUUAUUAAUUGGUGGUGGUACUGCUGCAUUUUCAGCAUUUAGAUCAAUUAAAUCACAUGAUCCAAAAGCAAAAGUUCUUGUUAUAACCGAUGAAUCAGAUAAUCCAUAUAUGAGACCACCAUUAUCAAAAGAAUUAUGGUACAAUAAAGAUAUGAAAUUAGCAACUGAAUUAAAUUUUAAACAAUGGAAUGGUACACAAAGAAGUCUUUAUUAUGAACCACCAGAAUUUUAUACAAAAGUUGAAAGUUUAAUGAGUUCAGAUAAAGGUGGUGUUGCUGUUGCUACUGGAUGGAAAAUUGAACGUAUUGAUCCAUUAAAAAAAAUAGCAAUACUGGAUGAUGGUUAUGAAAUAAAAUAUGAUAAAUGUCUUAUUGCAACUGGUGCAUCACCUAAAAAUCUUGCAAUAUUUGAAACAGCUGAUGAUGAGAUCAAAUCAAAAGUCAUAGCAUUUAGAACAAAAGAUAAUUUUUUGGAUCUUGAAAAUAGAUUAAAUGAUCCAAAUAUUAAUAAUAUUGUUAUUAUUGGUGGUGGUUUUUUAGGUUCUGAAUUAGCAUGUUCAAUCGCCAGAAAUUUUGAAAAUACUAAAAAAAAAAUAUAUCAAAUUUAUAAAGAAAAAUAUAUUAUGUCACAAAUAUUACCAGAAUAUUUAAGUAAAUGGGCAACUGAAAAAACAACAAUGGAAGGUGUAACAUGUAUUGCUAAUUCUGAAAUUAAAGAUAUUGAAAUAAAUAGUGGUAACAUGAAUUUAAUACUAAAUGAUGGUAAAAAAAUUAAUGCUGAUCAAGUUAUUAUUGCUGUUGGUGUUGAUGCUAAUACUGAACUUGCUAAAACUUCAAAUCUUGAAGUUGAUAAAAAUAUUGGUGGAUUUUUAGUUAAUGCUGAACUUGAAGCAAGAUCUAAUCUUUGGGUUGCUGGUGAUGCUGCAUGUUUUUAUGAUGUUAAACUUGGUAGAAGAAGAGUUGAGCAUCAUGAUCAUGCUGUUAUUUCUGGUAGACUUGCUGGUGAAAAUAUGACUGGUGCAGGCAAGCCUUAUCUUCAUCAAUCUAUGUUUUGGUCUGAUUUGGGACCAGAAGUCGGUUAUGAAGCAAUUGGAAUUGUUGAUUCUUUACUUCCAACUGUUGGAGUAUUUGCUAAACUUGAUGAUAAAAAUAAUAAAUCAUCAGAAACAAAAAAUAAACAUUUAAAUAAUGAUAAUGAAUUGAGUAAUAAAAAUACCAAAAAAAGUGAUAAAUCCGAAUUAUUAUCUCAUACAAUUGAUAAUAAUAAUUCAGACAAUAAUAAUGGCCAAAAAAAAAAUCGUGAUUGUUCAGAUAAUAUUACAAAACCAAUUCAAAAUAAAGAUGAUUAUGAAAAAGGGGUUAUUUUUUAUCUCAGAGAUGACAUUGUUGUUGGAAUUGUCUUGUGGAAUAUUUUCAAUCGAAUGUCUAUUGCUCGACAGGUUCUUGCUAGAGGCACAAAAUAUGAUGAAAUCAACGAAGUAGCAAAACUUUUUACCAUUCACGAAGAUUGAUUGAUUUUUGUUCUUUUUGUUUAGAACUUGAAAGGUCAAUAUAUUGCAAACGUAAAAAACAUGUAAAUAAUAUUUCCAUGAAACAAAAGUUAUCUGUAGGAAUGCAACAAUGAUAAUUCUACUUUUGAUUUUUUUCAAGUAAGCAUUUAAAAUGAGAGAAAUCAUUGAUUUUUAGAUAAUAAAAACAAACAAAAAAAAAAAUAUAACGAAGAUAAGGUAUUAUAAUUUUUUUAUUAUUCAUUUAGUUGUUGAACAUUAAUAGUUUUUUAUUUUACACAAAUUUACAUAACGAAAAGAAAAUAUUAUUAUUGUUGGGAAUUAAUAGUUUUUUUUUUUUUUUUUUUUACAUAAAUUCAUCAGUUUCUUUGUCAAGUGAAUUUACUUUUCUCCCGGUUAAUGAGGGUAAAAUAUUGUUUUGAUAUUUUUUUUCCAGACGAUCAAUAAAGUUCAUGUGUUCAUGACAAUGAUAACCACUUAAAUCCUGAAAA